Xiphophorus couchianus (Monterrey platyfish) is the source of this 2051-nucleotide messenger RNA. RefSeq lists its product as uncharacterized. The record is from RefSeq and is a predicted model, not a curated record. Gene Ontology annotation, molecular function: lysophosphatidic acid receptor activity. The coding region runs from base 101 to 955 and encodes 284 amino acids. Lineage: Eukaryota; Metazoa; Chordata; Actinopteri; Cyprinodontiformes; Poeciliidae. Gene Ontology annotation, biological process: phospholipase C-activating G protein-coupled receptor signaling pathway; positive regulation of Rho protein signal transduction. Gene Ontology annotation, cellular component: plasma membrane. The transcript has 2 exons.
GUCAUCUUUGGUCUCUGAAUUUUGACCUACUAACAUAAAGAAGAAUUCAUUCUUCAUCUUUGGCCUGAAUCUAAAAAACUAAUCCAGUCAUAUUAAAGAUAUGUUGGUAAACUCUUCUCCCAACAACUCCAAAAUGUCCUACAGCGACUGCCUGAUGACCAAACCCAGCAUCUUCAUCUACACCUCCUUCAUCGCCGUCAACGUCGUCCUCUUAUUCCCGCUCUUCGUCUUGAUUCUCUACCACGGAGUCCAGCAGCGGUGGAAGAACUGCUCCUCCACCGUGGGCCACUCGGACUGCUUCACCUUCCACUUGGUCGUCAUGGAGCUGAUCGGCGUGUGCGGGUGUGUCAUCUCCUUUGGCGGUAUCUACAGCGAGAAAAUAACGGUGGUGAAGGUGGGGACCGUUCUGUUCUCCUUCACCUGGCUCGGAGAAGGGCUCUUCCUCAUCUUGACGUGUGUGGAGCACUACUUGGCCGUCGUUCAUCCCAUCGACUAUCUCGGCCUGAAGAACAAAAGAGGAAUAAAAAUCAGGAAUGUAGUGCUCGCCUGUGUGUGGCUGCUUUGUUUAGUAGGAUUGAGUUUGGCAGUGAAGGACUACUACGUCGUCAUAGAUAUCUGCGUUGUAAUAUUGACCGUAACCAUUGUGCCCUACUGCAGCAUCUCAGCUCUCCGCGUUUUGACCCAGGCAGGCCCGGGUCAGCCGGGCAGGGACAGAGCGGACCAGUCAAAGCAGAGGGCUUUCUACACUAUCGUGACUAUACUGGGAGCAUUGACCCUGAGGUUGUUUUGGAAUGUUAUUUUUAUUGUUUGUGAUUUAGAAGAGUUCAGUACAAACUGCAUCAUGAUGACAUGUGAAGCUCUGUUUAAUCUGCCGUGCAGUUUGGUGUUACCUCUGCUUUUUCUGCAAAGAGCAGGAAAAUUGGUUUGUUGGGAGAAAAACGUUAUUGAUGACUAGAGUUACAUUUUAAAUAAUCAAUUAGAGUUAAAGAUGAAAUUAAGUCAAAAAGUUAGAAAGGUUUAGCACCUAGAAAACAUCAAACAUCCCAAUAAAUAAACCCAGAGGUGUUUUAUUCUUGCUAUACGGUGUUUCUAUUAAGCCAUUUAUCCAAAUACAAUACAGUCUCCUGUGUGCAUUAGCAUAAAUUUACAUCUAUGAUAAUCUUUUGUCUAUUAACCCUUUGCAACUGCGCCAAUUAAUCAUUGGUUCAAAACUUCCUGUUCAAAAGCACCGUCGUCCAAUCAGGGAUCUCUCAGGCCUUCAACUGGACACACCUCUUCCGUUUUGUUAAUGUUGUGUUUUUGAAUUUGUAAUUGUGCUCCGUUAAUGUUGUUGUGUUUUUGAAUUUGUAAUUGUGCUCCGUUAAUGUUGUUGUGUUUUUGAAUUUGUUGAAGCGGUUUGCACCUCGUGGCCAUACGCGGCGACAUUUAUUUUUUCUUGGUGCUGAUUGGCUGAAAUCCAAAGAGCAAAGAUACUGAUGUGUUACUCCUAAGACUUUUCCACUGUGAAAAUUAUUGCAUAUUUAGGAAUAUUUGGUUGUUGAACUGAACAAAUUGUGAGUUAUAAUAGUUUUUAGAGCUAUUAGCUAUUAGUUUUGGUCAGUUUAUUCUCGAAAUAUUUUGACUUUAUUCUCAUACAAGUUUAUUCAUUGUAAUAUAAUUUUUCUCAUAAUGUUAUGAUUUUAUUCUCAUAAUUGUAUUUUUCAUAUUUUCUUAGCGGGUCAUAGCACGUCAUCAUAUAUUUGAAACAGAUGUUAUUCUGACUUUAAUGCUUGAAUGAAAUAUGUUCAGAAAUACUUCAGUCAUAUGUAGAACUAAAAAAAAAAUAAAAAUGAUGUCUACUGUUCACUGAGAACAAAUAUAAACGUAACAUGAUGCUUUUUUUUCUAGAGUCUUUUAUCUCAAGAAACAGAUAAAAAUGUUCCAACCUGAAUGUAAAACAUUUUCACGAUUUGACUUUGAACACACUCCUGCUUUAUUUCCUUCAUCAGAUCCACAGUGAUAGUGAAACUUGCUCACUGCUUGUCACUCUUUACACACACAUAAACACACAU